This is a messenger RNA of Durusdinium trenchii, 303 nucleotides long. Lineage: Eukaryota; Dinophyceae; Suessiales; Symbiodiniaceae. The record is from the annotation of a GenBank genome assembly.
AUGAGCCAAAGCGAUCUAGGCCUGAUCCGCCAGCAGCAGCCCCACAAGCUGAUCCCAGAAAGGGUCAGAUGGUCAACCAUGGCGACCACGGUGCAAGCCACAGCUUUCGUGGUGAUCCGGCACCAGAAAGAUACCGGUCAAAUGCAUCGCGGUCUGAUGUCCGACAUUCUGAUGGUCGAGAUCGUCAUCCUGGCAACCACGGGAGUGACUACCGCUCUGAGCGGAGUGCUUACCCAGAGAGCUACAGGAGCGACGCUCGGAGUGACAGUCAUCGUGAUGGCCGAUCUGAUCACCGUCCUAUAG